Molecule: messenger RNA, 2203 nt
Organism: Drosophila ananassae
Lineage: Eukaryota; Metazoa; Arthropoda; Insecta; Diptera; Drosophilidae
Gene: Ada2b
Product: transcriptional adapter 2B
Exons: 5
Coding region: 97-1353 (418 amino acids)
Biological process (GO): regulation of transcription by RNA polymerase II; chromatin remodeling
Cellular component (GO): SAGA-type complex; nucleus
Molecular function (GO): chromatin binding; zinc ion binding; transcription coactivator activity
Source: RefSeq, a predicted model, not a curated record
ACUAAGAAAAAACAUGGCGUUCUGUUUGCGAACGGUCACACUGUUGGCAUAGUUGAGUUUUUUCGCACAAUUCAUUUUUGUGGAAAAAAUUCUAAAAUGACCACAAUUGCGGAUCUAUUUACAAAGUACAAUUGCACAAAUUGUCAGGACGACAUCCUGGGCAUCAGAGUGCACUGUGCAGAGUGUGAAAAUUUCGAUCUAUGCUUGCAAUGCUUUGCGGCAGGAGCAGAGAUCGGAGCCCAUCAGAACAACCAUGCCUACCAGUUCAUGGACACGGGCACCUCCAUUCUCAGUGUCUUCCGAGGCAAAGGGGCGUGGACUGCUAGGGAGGAGAUUCGCCUGCUGGAUGCCAUCGAGCAGUAUGGCUUUGGCAACUGGGAGGAUAUUUCCAAGCACAUUGAGACAAAAUCCGCGGAGGAUGCCAAGGAGGAGUAUGUGAACAAGUUCGUCAAUGGAACCAUUGGUAAAGCCACCUGGACGCCGGCCCAGAGCCAAAGACCCCGUCUCAUCGACCAUACCGGAGACGAUGAUGCCGGUCCCCUGGGCACUAGUGCUCUGGCCAGUCUCCCGCCACUAGACAUCAACACUGACGAAGCUAUGCAGCUGGGCUACAUGCCCAACCGAGAUAGCUUCGAACGGGAGUAUGAUCCCACUGCGGAGCAGCUUAUUUCGAACAUCACGUUGAGCUCGGAGGACACGGAAGUGGAUGUGAUGCUGAAGUUGGCGCACGUGGAUAUCUACACCAGGAGACUUCGGGAACGAGCUCGUCGAAAGCGAAUGGUAAGAGACUAUCAACUGGUUUCUAACUUUUUCCGCAACCGUAACUAUGCCCUGCACCAAGGACUGACCAAAGAACAACGAGAGUUCCGGGACCGUUUCCGGGUUUACGCACAGUUCUACACCUGCAAUGAGUACGAGCGCCUGCUGGGAUCGCUGGAGCGUGAGAAGGAGUUGCGGAUCCGGCAGGCGGAGCUGUACAGAUACCGCUACAACGGCCUGACCAAGAUUGAUGAGUGCGUUCACUUCGAGCAGCACGCAGCGAUGGCCACUCAUCGCUCCACAGGGCCAUAUGGACAUGGAAAGACUCUCCUCUGUAUUAUCAACACGCCGAACAGCGAGCGCUUGAACGGUUGUAUAAGACAAUGUUUAACCACAGGACCACACGCAGCCCUCCAAUGGAAGUCAUCGGCCGCCAAGCUCUUCCUUGCACUCCCCUCUACCGAAUCUCAAAAAGGCCGAACUGUCAAGCGGCGCCGAGGCAAGUUCAAGUUCAAUCGCACCAAGAAACAUGCUCCACACCGCCGACCCGACCUGCUCCGGAGGAUCAUUGCCCAACAGAAGUUACUCGGAUAGCUGUCGGACAUUGUCGGCAGCUACGACAACGAUGCAGCCGACGAUCGGGAUGGGAACGGGAGCGGGAGUGGGAACGGGAAUGGGAAUGGGGAUACUGGACUCGAGCAGCACGGGAGCGACGACGGGAGCGAUUUCCGCGGGUAUGACGACCUCAGCGCAGGCGAAUCUGCCGACGAACUCGGCGAAGGGAAGCCACCCCCAGAACCAAAGCACUCAGCUCCAGCAAAGAAACCCACUGCCAAACGAGGUCGUCGCCGGAAGCAGUGAACCGAGUAUGAGUCUGAAGCUUCGCCAGCAACUGGAUGAUCUGAAACACCUGCCCCAGCCACUGGGUAGCAAUCUUCUUAGUCACAACGAGCUUGAUGUUUGCAGGAAGCACAAUAUUACACCCACCACGUACCUUUCCUUGAAAACCGUUUGCCUGAGCGGAGCACCAUCGCUGGGCAGUCCCAUGGAGACAUCGCUGCGCAAGUUCUUCAUCAAGUGCGGCUGGCUGAGCCACUAGUAUAACCCCUGCCAAUUCAUAUACAUAAUUUUAAAGCAACAAACACAGGCAUUUCCUAAACUAAGGACUUAACUUUAUUAUAACAUCGUUAGCAUAAGACCACAUAUAUUUUAUACUGUUUAACUUUCGUUGCCAUUGAGAGGUAAGAACUAAGAAACUUGUAUCAAGUCGAGCUCAAUUAGCUGGUUUUGUUCCUUUCGUUGUCGUUGAGAGAUGUCCGGGGAAUGAGAUAUAUUCUGUAUUAACUUAUGCGUAAGUAGGUAACCCAACCAAUUUUUUAAUCUUGAAUGUAUGAUAAUAAUGGAGUAAACAAAUUUGAAGUGUAAUAAACUUAUUUCAACACUA